CGUCUGGGACAAGUGGCCGACCGCUGGGACCAGGUGUGUGCCGAGGCGCGCGUGGAGAGACAGGAGCUGCUGGCCAGGAAGGUACGACUCCAGCACCAGCUCAUCCAGGCGCAGGACAAGCGCGCCGAGCUCAGACGUCACGACGAGGAGGAGGCCAGGCGACAGAUACGGGAGGAUGAGCGCAAGGCCAAAGAGGAAAAACUUGCAGGCUUGCAUGACAAAUUUAAACUGUCCUUAGCCGGUGAUCGUCAGCAGCAGAAUGCCGCCAAGCCUGGCAAUGAAGAAGAGGCUGGCUCUGCCCCCAGCACUCCGUCCACCGACUCCUCGGGAGGUCGCGGCAGGGACAAGAGCCGCAGACCGGCCCACAAGGGCUACAUGCCCUCCGACUCGUACGCUCCAGCCACCUCCCCGAUGAAGGAGCUAGAGGACGAGGAAGAGGAAGCGGAGGAGGGCGAGGGGAAGCAGGGCAAGAGGUACCUGGUGGACAGUGGCGUGGUCACUCCGGCCGACCUCAACGCCGUCCCCUGGCACCACGCCCAACUCUACAAGAUGUACGGCAGGAACGCCGACUACUACAUCCACCCCAAGAUGCAGCCUGAGAAGAAGAAAGUGGUCAAUCCCACGCUCAAAGGCCAGAAAGUGAGAAAAAUGGGUCACAUGGGGGCCAGUCACAUCUGGACCACGCUGCGGAACGACUCUAUGUCCAAGCUCUACCGCACUGACCGCAGGUUCCCUCAGGAGCUUAAAGAUGCCUUCAGCUCCCAUGUGAGGGAGGGAAUCAACAGACACCAGAGGCCAGUCUUCAGGAACUUCACAGAGACGGAUGAUGUUCCGGACCUGAACCGUCUGUUGGAUCAGUCGCUGCUGAGGCGGGUUCGAGUCCUGCGGCACAAGACAGAGCUGAUGUACCGGUCCUCCCAGACCAACAACGACCGCACCAAAGUGCUGCUGUUCAACAGCCCGCUGCCCACCGUGUCGGACGGCGAUGAGGAUGGGAUACAGAAGUACCUGCCCUCGUGGGAUGACUCAGCAUCAGAAAGCACAGAAGCCACGUACAGGAGAUGGCUGAAGCCGUCACCGCGAGAUUUCAAUGAUGAGGAGGAGGAGGGGACAGACGUGGAAGCAUCGCAAGAGGAGUUGCCCAAGGGGAAAAGACAGCACCCAAUGUCUGUGCUGAGCCCGCUGGGGUCUGACAUCAGUGACGGCUUACAGAACAUCUGGCACACCAUCAUGGCCCGCAACAAGCCCAGACCCUCACCCAGGCUCCACUUUUUGACAGAGGAGGAGGCCAAAUCUGAAGGAGCCUUCCUGGAGAAACUGGGACUGGACAAAGAAAAGCUUGACCUGGGUCGCGUGGAUCUCCUGCCAGGCAGUCCCGGCCAGGUACAGCACUCUCUGCCCAGCAUCAAGGCUCACUCGGCCCAGGAGUCUCGGACAACCCAUCACCCCAUUGCAGGUGCCCUGGGCAACCGCUAUGACGUGGCCACUGCACCGAGCCCAGCCUCUCGCUUCCAGUCCAGCUGGCAGCCACUGAGCAUGCAGGCUCUGAUGGAGUACAAGGACCACAUGGCCACAGAGGGACAGGGAGAGUUCCAGCAGGGCCGGCCACGUAUGUGGAACUCUGUCGUUGCGGGAACGGAAUAGGAGGUGGAGCUGCUCACUGCAUUUUGAGUUUUCGACAAGCUUCAAUGUUGUUUGUUCCAAGGGGGUCAGAGAUGGUCACUCGUGAAAUGACUGACGAGUGGAGUCAGUUAAUGUCACUUUGUGUGGUAUGAGCUUUCAGUUCGAAUUGAUGCAAAACCGUAAGCUACUAAGCUGUCACUUUAACUUCCACUUAAAGUCAUGAGGAAAAAGUCACAAGGAACUCAAGGAAAAUGUCCUUCAAAUUGUUCAAAAUGGAUUUCUAAACUUUUGAACACUUUAUAUGUAUGUCCAUCAGGGUUUACACUUUUGGAAAUGUUCACAGAUCUGUAAUCGCCAACAGAUUGUAUUGAAGUUACAAAACUCUUUUUGGAUACUAUCGACAAACAGUUAAUGGAAAUUGUGUACAGUCUCAAGGUCCACCGAAAUUAAUGGAUUUGUCUGUAUUCUACAUUGUUCCUGUACUUUUGUUACAUUUUCUAAUAAUUGUGAUAAUUUAUUUUUGCUUUGUGAAUUGAAACAUUACAAUUGCAAAUCUUCUAUUGGAUGUUUGUACACCCAUAUGGAAUUUUCGUAAAUUUUGUUUGAUCUUGGGAUUUACAAAAUCAAAUAUAUGUGCGCAAUUUAUACAACAGAAAACCACUGUGAUAUGUAUUAUAAAAGCAUAUUUUAUUUAUCAACUAUAAUGUGUUUACUUUUUUCUCUCUGUCCUCUUGCCCUGACUUUACACAGGCUGUUGUACGUUGUCCGUUAGUUGUCCAAAAUUAAGACAGUAUUUGAAUAAUUUUUUCGCUGCUCCUCUAGUAACAGAGCACCAUGAAUCACAAUGAUGUGAACAUAGCUUUUGGAGCUCAUGUCUCCCGUAGUUACUGCUGAUUGAAAAUGACAAAGUUGGUUUCAAAUUCUUUUUUUAAAUAUUUGGUUGAUGUUCCUAUUGAUUUUUAUUAAAAAUCUGACACCAAAAUAAGUGACAUGUGCAGGAAGGCACACUAAAAACAGUGCAAAGUUCACUACAUUUAUCAAAACUCAAAACUUUUUCUACUGCUUUAAAUCUUUAUCCGUUACCUAAAUCUUACUUAUACAUUCUGGAAGAUGGGCAACAAACUGGUUGCUCUGCCUUUGUAGUUUAUACACAAAAUUUCUUUGUUAAUUGUCUAUUCCAAAAACUGUGCCACUUCUGCUCAUGUUACGCUCUCAGAAAUAUUUCUCCAAUAUUCCCUGUUAUGAUUAAUUCCUCUCCUUGUCCUAUUGUCUGUACGCAUGUCUGCAAUCAGAAAUCCGUCCAGUGCGGUGGCCAGUCUGCCCAGGCUGGAUCUGCCGCACGCUUGCACUGAUUCCUGGUGCUAGUGGAUACCAGAGUUGAACAGACUUGAGCGCGUGAACCGUUUUUGCUUGUGUGGGUGUCUGUGUGUACCUCUAUUUGAUGUGCGUGUCUGUAGGAUUGAGUGUGUUUGUGUAUGUCUGUUUGUGUGUGUGUGUGUGUCAGUGCGUGUGUCAGUUUUUAUAUGUUUUCGUGGAUGGAUGGACUGUUAGAACUGUUCACUCUAUCUAUGCAUGCCUCCUUCGUUGAGAAUUGAGCCUUGUCUCAUGUGCCACCUUGUCGCUCUGUGGAAAUUUCCUGUUAAUGUUUAACCCUCUUGCCUUUGAUUUGUGUAGUGGCAUAGAAUGCAACAACAGAUCUCUUUCGGUUUGUUUGAUGGUAAGUUUGAGGAAAACUUGGAAGACUUUUUUUUGUGUGUGUGAAAAAAUGUGAAUGAAUGAAAGCUGUGGUGCUAUCCUUUUGUGAAGUUGUUGUAUUAUUGUUUAUUUCCUUGUCUUUGAUACCACUUCGGUCUCAGGUUUUUUGCUUGAUUUUAAUGGGAAUGGGAGGGAGAAUUUUUUUUCUAGCUUAGUUUAGUUUCUAGCUCGUCUUCAGCUUAUGCUUUUUUAAAAUCGCUCUUGCAUUGGUUAAACAGUUUUUGAAUUUUUUUUUUUUAUAUAGGCUAUCUGUGUAUCUGUUAUAAUUUUAUACUGAAUAAAUUUUCACACAAUCUUUC
Messenger RNA from Aplysia californica (California sea hare), 3677 nucleotides. RefSeq lists its product as uncharacterized. The record is from RefSeq and is a predicted model, not a curated record. Lineage: Eukaryota; Metazoa; Mollusca; Gastropoda; Aplysiida; Aplysiidae.